AGUCCUUCCUCCUCUCUACCUGUUUAGUGGUUAAAGAUGGCGGAAGCUCCUCCAUGGCCCAGCCGGUUCUUCUGCCACAGAUGCUCCGCGGAGAUUAGUCCUCGGCUUCCCGAGUAUACAUGUCCGAGAUGUGACUCUGGGUUUAUUGAGGAGCUGCUGGAGGAGAGACGUGCUGACAAUGGCUCCAUGUCUACCAUCUCCAGCGGGCCCCAGAACCAGCAACCAUUUGAGAAUCCGGACCAGCACUUGUUUACAUUCCCCUCUGGCUACGGCCAGUUUGCCCUGGGUGUCUUUGACGACCGCUUCGACUUCGGGGCUGGCCUGGGAACGGAGGAUAACAGGGAUGCUGAGAACAGGCGAGAAAGGGAAACGGCAUCGCGGCAACGAUACGGUGCCAGGCAACCGAGGAGUCGUCAUGGUUCAAGGCGACAAGCGGGGAGGCAAGAGGGAGUUCCAACUCUAGAGGGAAUCAUCCAGCAACUAGUGAAUGGAAUAAUUGCACCCACUGCAAUGCCAAAUAUUGGUGUUGGACCCUGGGGUGUUCUUCACUCAAAUCCUAUGGAUUAUGCCUGGGGGGCUAAUGGACUAGAUGCAAUUAUAACUCAGCUAUUAAACCAGUUUGAGAACACGGGACCUCCGCCCGCCGAUAGGGAUAAAAUAAAAACUCUUCCUACAGUACAAAUUACAGAGGAGCACGUUGCUUCAGGACUGGAAUGUCCAGUGUGUAAAGAAGAUUACAGCGUCGGAGAAAACGUGAGGCAGCUCCCGUGCAAUCACAUGUUCCACAAUGAUUGCAUAGUCCCCUGGCUGGAACAGCAUGACACGUGUCCAGUGUGCAGGAAAAGCUUGUGUGGACAGAACACGGCAACGAACCCUCCAGAUCUAUCAGGGAUGAACUUUACCUCCUCUUCCUCUUCUUCCGCCUCCUCAUCUUCCUCGACUCCUCAGUCCUCGAGUUCGGCCAGCAAUGAGAACUCCACUGAUAACUCCUAGAGGGCCGUUUUGUCCUCGUCGGCCCUACGAGCUGUUUAUAGCUCCUGGGCUGCGGUGACCUCCAGUCUCUCCCUGCUGAAGGGCCAAGGCCCGAGUGCAUCUCGCCAGGAGCACUCGAGCCUGAUUAGGGAGGGAGGGGGGGGGCAACUGAUACGCCAGGUCCACGUCUUUCUGCCCGUCCUGUUGCUCCCAUCUUCGUCAGGGAUCCGAACAAAGGAAGGGCGGAGGCCUGGAGUGCAGCUUCUGUCGGGAGGAGGGGAGGAUGUAGAGAAGCGUGGAAACUUCAAGGGGCUCGAUCUGCCUGAAUCACCUCGCAAAGGAAGAGAGAACAAAAGAAUCCAAAGGUAAAAGACUCGGGACAACAAGACAGUCGUGGUUCUUUCUUUUCUUUUCUUUUUUUUUAUCCAGGCUGUGUGAAAUUUGAAAUUACCCACUUUUGCUAAUGAAGCAAAAAGAACUGUACAUGUAUUCCUUUUUAUAAGUAGUAUUCAUAUCUCACAGAUAAUAUGACCCAAAGUGCACUGUAGUGCACUGUUAAACAUUUCUUCUUGGUUUAGAAUGAUACUACAUUUGACUCCUUUUUUUUAAAAAAUCCAUAAAAAAAUCAAAAUUGAUUGAAAUGAUUACCUGACACUACACGGGUACAACUGUUUGCACUUGAAAUGAUGCGGUAAAUUGCAGUAAUUCUGUGCCGUUUGGGUAUUGAUGCCGGAUUUCAUCGCGAAAUUACAUGCAUACAGAUUUUGUUAUCUGCAAGUCUAAAACACUCAGAAACUUGUUGAAGCAUUUUUGGGGAUUUUAAAAGUAAAGGUUAUUACAUAUUUUCUGAAGUUGACUAUUGAUUUGCAGUAUGAUUGUGUAAAAAAAAAAAAAAAAAAAAAUAGUGAUAUGAAAAUAAAGCUGUUUUUGUGUGCUACCACUCAA
This is a messenger RNA of Cyclopterus lumpus (lumpfish), 1917 nucleotides long. Its product is annotated as E3 ubiquitin-protein ligase RNF126-like. The coding region runs from base 37 to 993 and encodes 318 amino acids. Lineage: Eukaryota; Metazoa; Chordata; Actinopteri; Perciformes; Cyclopteridae. Gene Ontology annotation, cellular component: cytoplasm. The transcript has 9 exons. Gene Ontology annotation, biological process: protein ubiquitination. The record is from RefSeq and is a predicted model, not a curated record. Gene Ontology annotation, molecular function: ubiquitin protein ligase activity.